CUAAGCUUGCGUUUUACUAAAUAUGAAAAAUAUGCUUUGAAUUCUUCCUUCCUCUAACCAUUAACCGCCAUGGGGACAUGGCGUAGCAGUCAAUGAAAAAAUAUAUUAUCCUCACGAUUGCAUAAUGUUUAUGACUUGUAUAAUAACAGAGAUUUAAUCAGAAAAGCAAGGACAGCUUCAGAUUUUAAUAAUUUCUGUCCGUCUAAAGAAUCAACCGUAUGACCCCAAGUUUCAGGAAAGUAUGCUUUUUGGGGUUGCUUCAUUUAACACUAGAUUCGUAUAAUGUAUAGUUUGCAAAUCUCCACCCUGUGUAAAGUCCACUCAUAUAAUUUCUUGAUGUAAUUCCAACUACUGCAUGGAGUACCGCUUGUACCAGUCGCAUAGACAGUUGUGCUGCGAUCCGGUACCAGGCGGACGUAUACUUAUAUAUCUAUCUAUAUUUUAUAUGUAAUCUUACAUUAUAAAGAUAAAAUAUAAUAUCCAGUUUAUUAAACCAAGAUCUAAUAUAUUAGUGAGGUGUUGUGUUUUAUUCAGAAAAAUGUUUGCAGCAUCAGGUCCCGUAAAACCCUUUCCCCUGGAGGAGGAGUACAAGAAGAACACCAAAGUAACCCCGGAGGACAUCAGAAAGCUGCGACAAUGGCUGGACACGCAACCGCAUCUGCCCGCGGAACAUAUCACUGAUUUGGACCUCAUCCUGACAUUCCACUGCGUGAACCGGAGCGCAGAAGUGGCGAAGCAAGUCCUGGACCUGCACUACACGCUCAAGACUCUCUUCACAUCCUUCUUUAAAGAUAGGAAAGUCGAUGACAAGAUAUUGAAGACCAUGAGCACUUAUGCCCUCACUCCACUAGAGACCAGGGCGUACGACGACUCAGCCAUCAUAUACUGCGGGCUGGUGGACUACGACCCUAAGAACUUUGUCUUCGCUGAUGCUGUUAGGGCAUGCCUCAUGGUGCUAGACUUGUGGCAGUACUCUGCUGGCACGUGGCCCGGCUUCGUCAUCGUCAUCGACCUGGACCACGCCACGAUAUCGCACAUCACCAGGCUAGACGUCCAGUCCGUUCAGCAGUUUCUAUACUUCCUACAGGAAGCUAUGUUAUUAAAGAUCAAAAGCUUACACUUCUUAAACGCGCCGUCGUUCAUGGACCGGCUGAUGAUGAUCCUGCGACCGUUUCUCAAGAAGGAGCUCCUGGAGAUGCUGAGCAUUCACCAGAUAGGAUCCACCACCAUCGGGAAGUUCUUCCCGAUUGAAGCUCUGCCCAAGGACGCCGGUGGACAAUAUAAAACCCGUCAGCAAUGCAGAGAUGACGUAAUAGAAAAAUUCACGAGUACAAAGGAGUUCUUCGUGGAAGAGAAUAAGAAGCGAGUGGUGGAGGCGAAGCGGCCCGGCAAGCCGAAGACCAUCUCCGACAUCUUCGGCGGAGUGGAGGGCUCCUUCAAGAAGCUCGAUAUCGACUGAUGUGCUGCGAACCACUAGGAGUUCUAGAACUAAUGUAUUGUUUGUUUGGUGGAGUAAUUUAGUAGACCGCAUUCAAACCAAACGCCUACUUAAUUUAGAGGCGGCUGUUUGAUUUGAAUGCGAGCUAAAAAUUUAAUUGGUUUAUAUUGUAAUUGUAUUAUAAGUACGAGUUUUUCAAAAUUCUGAAUUCUUGUUACCAGUUAGGCAGGUUACCAGUUCUUCUAAUUUUAAGAUACUAGUGUAAGUUUGAACAUGUAUGAGUAUUGUUUUAAAUAUAAAAUAUUGCCUGGC
Molecule: messenger RNA, 1750 nt
Organism: Trichoplusia ni (cabbage looper)
Lineage: Eukaryota; Metazoa; Arthropoda; Insecta; Lepidoptera; Noctuidae
Product: clavesin-1-like
Exons: 7
Coding region: 539-1459 (306 amino acids)
Cellular component (GO): membrane
Molecular function (GO): phosphatidylinositol bisphosphate binding
Source: RefSeq, a predicted model, not a curated record